AUGGCAACCACACUCGAGGCUGGGCCGCCUGCGCUGCGUCGGUUGCAAGAGUUGCGUGCUGCUGGUGAAAGCCCGCUUCUGGCGCUGAAGACGAUCAAAAAUGACUUGACCGGGCAUGCUUCAAGAAAAGUUGAAUAUAUUGGGGCUGGGCUUACACUUGCUCUGGCAGAGAUCCUGUCCGACAUUCUUGCCGGAAUGCCAGCGACAGGCUCUACCUCUCCGGAACCAAAGCCUGAGGAUGAAAUGGUAUUCACGCAGAUUGCCCAGAUUACCUGCGUGAUUGCCCAUGAAGGCCCCUCCUUCGUCCAACCGUUGCUAGAGGUCGACAUUACACGGGGAUUAAUAACCUGCCUUCUUCUACCCUUAACCUCCAGAACAUGUCUCGCAGUGUUGAAGUGCCUUAUUGCUAUUGCAGAAAACCUGCCUCCCGCUGAGUCUCAACAAUGGUUGCCACAUCGCGGACCGGCGGAGCUACUCUAUUCAAAGAAAUACAUCUCCUGUUUCGGCAAUAUUAUUGAUGCAGCUGGCGAUACAAUGGCAUCUCAGCAGGCCUGCGAUGCCGUUCUCGCCCUGCUGUGCAAAACGGUCACGCUCGAAAGGCAGAAACGUGCGCUGCUUGAAAGUGGAGUCUUGAAAACGCUCUCAGCUCGUUUAGCAUCCUUCGUGGUCGCAGAGGGACUGGUUCCGCCCAGCCCGGUAUCACUCGACUUGGACAACAGCACAAGUGCCGGGUUGCCGAAUCCAGCCCCUUCCUUCGCUCACAUGUCGCCGGUUCUGGAGGCUCUUUCUCUUUUAAUUGAAGGUUCCCGCCACCGGGCCAACGUUUUCCUCUCCGACCCGGCCGUCAAGGCUGUUCUUCCGGAGUUGGAUGAUGAUUUCUCUCCAUCUGAUAUUCGGCGUGCGCCGUGGGGGGCUAGCUACUUUUCCGGGGCGGCAAUUCCCCGCCUAUGCCCACAUGGGCCCUUUGAUAUGCUUCUCCCAUUCCUGCCGGUCCUGGAUAGUGCGAAAUCGGCCAUACAAUCUGGUUUUCCUCCCUUGAGCUCUGUCGCCUCGAUGCCGAAGCGAUGGGCAUCCUUCCUGCCAACUUCGUCCGAACCCAUUCCACUAGGCUUGAAUGGUGUCUCCACAGAAGACGUCGAGGAAAGCUCCGUCAUACCCCUGCUCCUUUACGUCGUUCGUACGUCGAGAGGAAAGCGCCGUCUUCUUGCUGCCAAGCUGCUGGUUGAUCUUUGUUGCUUGGAUCUCGUCAAAAAGGAGCGACGGGCUUCAUUCGCUGCCUUAUUGGUCCCACUUCUAACUCGUAUGCUGGUAUCCGACAUGGCGCAGGCCGACAAAAGUACCCAUCUCAGGGGAUCGUAUUUGUGCAGUGGCCUUCACUACACGAGAGCCGUCCCAGCUGUUUUAGCCGCCCUUGUCAUGGAUGAUCCGCGCAUGCAAAAGGUCGCGGUCGAUGGGGACGCUAUCACUGCAUUGUCGGCCGGAUUCAAGACGACAUUUGAUGAUCCCGCUGGGCGGAAACCGUCGCUCUGGCAACCAUACAAGGCAACUCAGAUGGGAGCUCAGCGAAAGUCACCCGGAACGAGGCUAGGACCCGAGUGUCCAUCUUGGACGAUGAGGCGCGAAAUGAAGUACCGCGAGGGUUGUCUACAGGCGCUAGCAGCAAUUGCGCCGUUCGAAGACGAUUAUCGCAAGGAAAUUUGUGACCAGGGAGUGCUGACACAUGUCAUACUAGCCCUGGAGCCAUAUCGGAUGACAGAAGGCGCCAAUCAGCAAGUAGAAAUGACGGGGAAUCCGGUGCCUGUUGUACUUGCCGCCUGCGCAGUCGUGAGGGUGCUUACGAGAUCGGUGAAAGCGUUGAGAACAAAGCUGAUCGAGGCGGACGUUACGACGCCGAUAAUCAAACUCAUGAGUUCGGCAAGUCCGGAGUUAAGGAUCGCGGCUACGAAAGUGCUCGCAAAUCUGGCCAUGGAUUUCAGCCCGGUCAAGGAAAGCGUGACAGACACGGCUGUCGUCAAAAAGCUGUGCGAGCAGGCUCAUUCUGCAAACGCAAGGCUCCGGCUGGAAUCACUGUGGGCUCUCACGCAACUCGUCUUGAACGCCAACAAGAAGUUGAAACAGGAUGUGGUGGACGAGCUGGGUCCGAGCUGGAUAAAAUUGUUGAUCAGGACCGAUCCGAACGACAUACCAGCUGGCGAAGUGAUUGGUCUUGUGGAGAGAGAGUAUCCGCCUCUCACGGUCAGCAGUGGACGAUCCUCACGGCAUAAUAACAUUCGCGAUGUUGUAAUGAGUGAUGAUCCCGAUGAUGCACCAGAUAGCGUUCGAGCAGCACCAGACAAUGACGGGGAAGCGGCCUUAGCCAGCAACGACGGGUUCGACACGAUGCACACGACCCAAGAUGACCUGGAGAUACAGGCGCAGCUGCUCGACCUCAUACGCAAUCUCUUUUGUGGUGACGAUGCAUCUGAUCUCGUCAAGUAUGUCCUGGAUGAAAUGGGUCAGGACGACUUCUUCAGAAUCAUGCUUGACCGAUUACGGCCACGCACUAUGGCAGGCUCAACUCGCAAAGAGAACUACACGACAGCGGCACCAAGCACAAUUGUUGUCAAAGUGCUUUACAUCAUCUCGCAUGUAGGAGCGUGCGAGUCCAGGUGGAGGAGUGCAAUUGCAUCACAUUAUGCCUUGAUGAAGCAGGUGUUGACGUUCUGCAGUCACUCGGACCGAGAGAUCCGAGCGCAAUGCUGCUGGCUCGCAAUCAACCUAACUUACGAAGAUGAUGCCAGUGAUCGACUGGCGUGCAAGCAUCGGGCGGUGGAACUACAGAAAGUAGGGUUUGUUCCACAGCUUCGGAAGUUGGAGAGCGAUCCCGACUUGAAUGUCAGGGAGCGAGCGAAAUCGGCCAUUCAUCUGUUGUCAAACUUGAUAGAAGCUUGA
Molecule: messenger RNA, 2931 nt
Organism: Capronia coronata CBS 617.96
Lineage: Eukaryota; Fungi; Ascomycota; Eurotiomycetes; Chaetothyriales; Herpotrichiellaceae
Exons: 2
Coding region: 1-2931 (976 amino acids)
Biological process (GO): proteasome-mediated ubiquitin-dependent protein catabolic process
Cellular component (GO): GID complex
Molecular function (GO): protein binding
Source: RefSeq, a predicted model, not a curated record